Molecule: messenger RNA, 1325 nt
Organism: Amoebophrya sp. A25
Lineage: Eukaryota; Dinophyceae; Syndiniales; Amoebophryaceae
Source: the annotation of a GenBank genome assembly
CUCAGGAUCUUAUCUGCUGAUCUGUUUUCAGGCUCUGUUCAAACGACAAGUGUGCGACUCCUGGUCGUGGUUACAAAACUUGAUGAAUCUUCUCUUUUGCCAUUGACUGGGCGGAAAACAUCAUAUUUAAGUAUAUUCUUUAAAAUUACGAUUUCACUUGUUCAAUCUUGGUUAAAUUGAGGUCGGGUGAUCGAUCGUCUUAGCGCUUUCCGCGCUAAUUAGUUGGUGGCAGUUUAUGCCAUCAAUCCGAAGCUUUAAAGCUUACGGUAUUGCAUGUUUUGAAACUGAAAAUAACGUGACGUGGUGCAAUGGCAUUAUGAAUCUCGUUCGUGUUCUAGUCGACAUUAGUUCCUGCAAUCUCAACUGUCUUCUUGCACUUGGUCCAGGCUCCUGUAGUAGGUUGAUUGUCUCACUUGUACUGAAUUCUAUGGUAGAGGUAAGUUGUAGGUGAGUCAACUAUCAGUAUCUUGCUCUUCUGUUUCUGAUUUAUUAUCGUACGGUACUAGGCACAUCUGAUUCAUUGCUUUUCAUCUCUCUGCGUACCCUCGUACUUAUCCAAACAUGUCGGCUGCUCCCGAAAAUCCGAAGCCGGUCCUCAACGACCUCUGCGGCAAGAAGGUACUACCAGGCUCCGAAGUUGUGUCCUCAAGCAUGCUCCUCUAGAAGUUCCAGCAUAAGUCGGAUGAAAACGUUUUUUUCUGCAGGGAGGUCGGUGCCCUGUGGAGGCGAUCUGAUUGAUUGACUUAUUGAUUGAUUGAUUGAUUGUAUACACAAAAAUUCAAAUUUUUGAUUCUUCAAUACUACAACUAAGUAUGAAAAUAGAUUCAAAAUCUAUGAAGAAAUUUGAAAUAAAAAACUCAAGGUCAUUGUCAAGCUGAAGUGGGGAAUGGAAUACCAGGGUAUGUUGAAGAGCACUGACGCUUUUAUGAACCUUCAUCUUUACGAGAGUGAGGAGUACGUCAAUGGCAAAUUCAAGGACAAGAUCGGAGAGGUACCUACUGUUAAGGUUUUUUUUUGUAACAAGAAGGAUGAGUUUAUUUUAGACAGUAUUGUUUAUACAGUUUUGUUUUUUUUUCUAGUGGGAUGACGAUGGACUGCUAGUACAUGUGUAGUUAUCUACUUUUUUACCGAGAUGAUGAACAAAAUGGUUAGGUAGAAGAUGGAUUGGUUAAAGAAUUCUCAUGUUGCAUUCUUUCUUGCUGAAAUCCCGUCUGUAACUUUUUUCUCAUUUUUUCUUCCCCAAAUUUCUGCAGAUGCUGAUCCGGUGCAACAACGUUCUGUACAUAAGAGGCGCCCAGGACGACGACGCCGAGAUGGACGGGUGA